AUGGUGUGCAUCAGGCGGCAGCACCGCGCCACCGCCCUGCACUCACUGUUCUUCUUCGGCCUGCCGCUCAGCAACCUGAGGAAGGAUUGGAACUCGGCCGUGCCCGGCCCAGAGUUCACGGAGUCGUCGAAGUUCCUGAUGGACUGGAUCUUCACGGCCUACAACGACAUGCUGAUGGCCGAGAACAAGAUGUCCUCGAAGAAGGGCCUCGUCAUCACCUUCGACGCCAACAACCUGCAGAACAGCGACCCGCUGCUCAUGCG
This is a messenger RNA of Prorocentrum cordatum, 263 nucleotides long. The record is from the annotation of a GenBank genome assembly. NCBI's taxonomy places the organism in Eukaryota, Dinophyceae, Prorocentrales, Prorocentraceae.